This is a messenger RNA of Kwoniella mangroviensis CBS 8507, 537 nucleotides long. RefSeq lists its product as uncharacterized. Gene Ontology annotation, biological process: regulation of DNA-templated transcription. Gene Ontology annotation, molecular function: DNA-binding transcription factor activity. The record is from RefSeq and is a predicted model, not a curated record. Bases 1 to 537 code for a protein of 178 amino acids. Lineage: Eukaryota; Fungi; Basidiomycota; Tremellomycetes; Tremellales; Cryptococcaceae. The transcript is spliced from 3 exons.
AUGUGGCAAUAUCUCCCUGCGACAGGUCAUGAAGCCAACAGUUCGACCGCUCUUGGCGAGACCCAGCUGGACUGUUCAACUGCUAUCGUCGACCCGCAUCGACCCAUGAUUCACUCGAGCAGUAAUACCAGUCUUUUGUUGCAAGCUCCUUCUGCUCAGCCACAGGCCUUCGCUCAGAUGACCAGCACCAUUGGUCCGCCCACAGGUCCCAGUCAUACUACCAGGGACAACACCGGUGGAUCCAGAUAUUCUCCUGAGGAGCGAAAAGCAAGAAACAAAGAAGCCAAUAAGCGAUUUCGAGAGCGGAGGAACCGUCAUAUUAAAGAGCUGGAGAGCGGGAUGGCAGUUCACGAGAAGUUGAUCACCCAAGCUCGAGCUUCAUCCCAACAGGCCACCUACGAGAGGAAUGUUGAACAAGGGAGAUAUCAUCAGCUUCAGGCUCUGUGCAGAGACAACUUUGGAUCUGAACAUGAGUUUACGGAUGAGGAGAGACAAUGGAUUGAGAGUGAAGCGAGAAGGGGCUACUAUCCUUCCUAG